Oncorhynchus mykiss (rainbow trout) is the source of this 5395-nucleotide messenger RNA. RefSeq names its product transmembrane protein 94. The record is from RefSeq and is a predicted model, not a curated record. Gene Ontology annotation, molecular function: nucleotide binding. Lineage: Eukaryota; Metazoa; Chordata; Actinopteri; Salmoniformes; Salmonidae.
UGUGUUGGGAUGGGCUAGGGCUGGGCGAGACAGAGAAAAGAGCCAGAUGAGACAGGCUAGGGAGGCAUUAGGAUGCUGAGGCAGUGUCACCCAGGCUCUAACGUCAGACUGACUAGUCCCCUGGGUGCCCUUUCUCUCCGGUCAUCAGACGCUCUCCUUCCCUGCAGGUCUUUUCUGUCCUCUCCUCUCACACACACUUUUCACACCUGGAUACAAUAUUACUCUUUUUAGUCGAUCGACGACAGGUUCACAGAGCAGACAACAGUAAGAGAAAGUGAGAAAGAAAAGGAACAACUGUAUCAUGGUCCUGGACCUGGAGCUGAGAGCUUGGUUCCGGAAGAGGGGGACAGAGGAGGGGGUGGGGACCCUUGGCUUGUCCACUGGUCAGGCUCUGGGGACACUGAGGGACCAGCUCACCACCCUGCUUGACCAGCACCAGACCACAGGCCGUGGGAAACAACCGACUGCACAGGAGCAGUGGGUGAAGAGCUUCCUUCACCAUGGCAACCGACACUCCUGUCUCCAUUGGCCAGGAGCUGCCCUUACACUGCUGGUGGUGUUGGGACUUCUCUGUUGUUACGGCGACCAGCCACACGGCAGUUCUGGGAUCGAGUUGGUGAACGCUGCAGCCCUCCUCCUGCUCUUCACGCUGAGCUUCAUGCUGAUUGGUCGACAGCAGAGGCUGAGGAGGACUGAGAUGGUGCACCGGCUCAACAGCAUCAUCAAUCAGCUCAACGACUACCUGUCGGGAUGGGCAGAUUUGGGUAAUGGGGUGAGGUGGUCUCCCUCCCUCUACCCUGACCUGUACACCCCCUCCUCCCCCUCCUGGUCGCUCCACUGGGCCUACCGCGACUCCAAGCUGGUCAACCUGCCUGUGUCCCUACUGGUGGAGGGAGACGUCAUAGCACUACGGCCAGGAAAGGAGGCCUUCGCUUCCCUCAGAGGCAUCAAGGAUGAUGAGCAUAUAGUUCUGGAGCCAGGUGACCUUUUCCCACCUCUCUCCCCUCCUCCCUCCCCCCGGGGGGACCAGAAGAGGGUUCCCCAGAGCCCCCAGCAGCACCGCCUCUUCAGGGUGGUCCGCACCCCCAUCCUCGACAGCGUCAGGAACAGUCUUGACCUGGCUCUGUCUCGACCAAUCACAGCCCUGGAUAAUGAGAGGUUCACCGUGCAGUCGAUCAUGGCCAAGUUCGCCUGCCCUAUAGUACUGGUGGCGUUCUUGGUCGUGAAUACGGUGCGGUAUUUCUGCGGCGCCCCCGGCCUCACUCCUGGGCGCUUCAACUUCAUCCAGCUGCAGCUGAUGGGAGUGCUGCCCAUCCUUCCCCUGCUGUUUCCUGUCAUGUGGGUGCUGGUCAAUGCCUAUGGAGAGGCUAGUGUCCUGGCUGAGUCCAGCAGAGCUUCUCCUACUGGCCUGCUUGCUAAGUUCUCUGAGGACACUCUAAGCAGCUAUACUGAAGUGGUGUCCUCCCAGGAGAUGCUGCGGUGUGUGUGGAGACACCUGGUGGGAGUGCUGAGGGGAGAAUCCCAGACUCUCUGCUACACCUCCAGCCUGCUACACACACUCGGCUCUGUCACUGUGUUGUGUUGUGUGGACAAACAGGGUGUAUUAUCCUGGCCUAACCCCAGUCCAGAGACCGUGUUGUUCUUCAGUGGUCGCGUGGAGCCGCCUCACAGCGACAGUCAGCAAGACCUGCGAGACGACCUGUCUGUCAACUCCUUCUGCCGCAUGGAGCCCGACGAUGACCGUGACGAGACCCAGGAGGGGGAGGCUCUGCUGUGUAUGCCAGUGAUGGAUGGGAUGGGGGGCGGGCAUGAGCCCAGUGAGACUUCACAUGACACCGGCCGUUCCGAAGACACAGUUCAGCCUCGGCGGCAGGCGCAGGAGACACGCACCAAACACCCCUCGGGAUCUAAUGUCAGCUUCAGCCACAACACCGAGGGAGGGGACCAGGGCCCUGAACAGGACAUGGUGGGUUGCUGUGACAAUGACGCGGAGGACUACGUGUGUGACUACCACCUGGAGAUGCUGAGUCUGUCUCAGGACCAGCAGAACCCGGUGAGUAUCCAGUUCGACGAGCAGGGCUGGCAGUGCCACCUGCCCAGCCUCAAGCCCCUGGGCCUCAACAUCCUGCUCAACCUGUGCAACGCCAGCGUCACCCAGCAGCUCUGCCGCUUCUCCGACCACCUCAGUAACCUGGCGCUGCAGGAAAGCCACGGGGCCGUGCUGCCUGUCCACGUGCCCUGGGGACUGUGUGAGCUGUCCAGGCUUAUAGGGUUCACUCCCGGGGCGAGGGAGCUGUUCAAACAGGAGAACCACCUGGCUCUGUACCAGCUGCCCUGUGGGGAGAAGGCCAAGGAGUCUGUCCCUCGACGCCUACACAACUUCACCAAGAGACAACCUCCCAUCAGCCACCUCAUCUCCCUCUUCAUCAGAGACUCCUCUUCCAAUAACGUCCAGAUGUUGUCUCACGGCUCAGCUGACCUCAUCCUGGAGGCCUGCACUGAUGUCUGGGACGGAUCCGACAUCUAUCCCCUCUCUGGCUCCGACAGGAAGAAAGUUCUGGACUUCUACCAGCGUGCCUGUCUGUCGGGCUACUGCUCUGCCUUUGCCUACAAGCCCAUGCAGGUGUCCCUGUCCAACCAGCUCAAUGGGAAAUGUGUGGAGCUAGCCCCCGGACCCAACCUCUUCUCUGGGGUAGAACUGCCCUCCACCACCCCUAUCAAAUACGACUCCCGCAGGAACUCCUGGAGCUCUGAUGAGGGUAUAGGAGAAGGUGUGGAGAAGGAUGACUGUGUUCAGGCUCUGAGUGGUCAGAUCUUCAUGGGAAUGGUGUCAUCCCAGUUCCAGGCUCGUCUGGACACCGUCAGGCUCAUAGACGCUCUGGUCACCGCCUGCAUACGCUUCGUCUACUUCUCCAUGGAGGAUGAACUACGCAGCAAGGUGUUUGCAGAGAAGAUGGGCCUGGAGACAGGGUGGAACUGUCACAUCUCUCUGACCCCAAACAGGGACAGUCCCUGUGACGGUGCCCCCAACAGUCCAGGCCAGGACUCCCUGCAUGAUGACCUGCACCAAGACUCCCGAGAUGAGGCAGAAGGGCCGUUGUUACCAGAGGAGGAGACUGCUGAUGUUCCCAGCUUCCUGGAGGACUGCAACAGAGCGAAGCUACCUCGUGGUAUCCACCAGGUUCGUCCUCACCUGAAGAACAUUGACAACGUGCCUCUGUUGGUGCCUCUCUUCACCGACUGUACCCCAGAGACUAUGUGUGAGAUGAUAAAGAUCAUGCAGGAGAACAGAGAGGUGACGUGCUGCCUGGGGAGCUCUGCCAACUUCCGCAACAGCUGCCUCUUCCUACAGAGCGACCUCAGCAUCGCCCUGGACCCCCUGUACCCGUCGCGGUGUUCGUGGGAGACGUUCGGCUACGCGACAGGAGCAGGCCUGAACGGGGAGGUGGAGGGUCUGUCUCCCCUCAGUCUCUCUGGUCAACUCAACACCCUGGCCUGUUCUGUCACCUUCCACCAGGGGGAGUCUGUCAGCAUGGUCAAACUCAUAGAACAGGCGCGUCACACUACGUACGGCAUCCGCAAGAGCUUCCUGUUCCUAUUGCAGUGUCAGCUGACCCUGGUCCUCAUCCAGUUUCUGGCCUGCCUCGCCCAGCUCCCACCUCCCAUGAACAUCACUGAUAUCCUCUGGCUGUCCUGUUUCAGCUGUCCACUGCUCAGUGUGUCGUUCUUAGGAAAGCCACCAGAAAGUUCUGUGAUGAACGUGGCCACGGGGAAGAACCAAGAUGCCAUCCCCAGAAAGACGCAGAACUACUUCCUGGGUUGUUUCCUUUUGAGGUUUGGCCUGACUGUGUGUGCCUACCUCCUGGGCUUUGGCUUCACGCUGCACGAGGUCUGCCUGAGGGCCAACAACCUGACCAUGGCAGAGAACACCACCAUCAGCUGUAGUGAUAUCCUCAGGGUCAGUUCGGCUCAGGACGCUCCCCAUUGGUUCAGGGAGCUGUCCAACGGCCUGCUGCUCACUCAGAAAGUCAUGGCUGGGUUCCUGGCCCUGCACACAGUGGUCAUCUCUCUGAGCUAUGUCCAUCGCUCUCAGCCGCUGUGGAAGAAGAACCCCUUCAGCAACACCUGGUGGUGCCUCACUGUCCCCGUUGUUCUGCUGGGUCAGUUGGUGCAGGCCACGGUGGACUACCAGCUGUGGCAGGACCGGUUGGCACAUUUGACCUUUGACCUGAAGGACAUCCCCAUGCUGGCCUGGCUACUGGUCUCCCUGUCCUCCCUGGUGGUGGUGCUGCUCAAUGAGGCUGUCAAACUACACGAGAUACGGGUGAGGGUUCGCUACCAGAAGAGACAGAAGCUACAGUUUGAGACCAAACUAGGGAUGAACUCUCCCUUCUGAUUGGCUCAGACAAUGAACAGAGGGGCGUGGCAAUACAUGCUGGGAACCAAUCAGCCCUUGAAGUUGGUUCUAACUGCUGACACUGGGUCAGAUCGUUUCUCAUCCCUCUUGUUUGUUAGAAUUGGAGAAAGGGUAAUAUGAUCCUAGAUCUGUGGUUGAGGGGAACUUCUACCUCAAGCUCAUAAUCACACUCCUCCUCAGUGCCCAUUGACCUGAACCCAGGAGCACUCAACCCACCUCAGCCCGAAAGCACUGGCUCCUAGCAGGUAGCGCUAACCUCAACCAAACUGCUACACCUGCUGGGUGGUUUAUCACUGCGAUAAUCCAAUCUUUUUUUGGGGUGGGAGGGAUCCUUGUUUAAAUUGUAUUACGGUAUAAUUGAUUUUUUUUUCUCCCACAGUCACUGGUCUAUGAUAUUGUCUCACACUGUAUCACAUAGGGAUUAUCACACUUCAGCAUGUUCCUCCUUUCUUUUGUCCCAAUACCAGACAGGGUUUCCACCAGGAUUUUUUUCAGCAGCGGUGGCUAAGUAGAUGUGGGGGGGUAGUUGGCGUGGCCAAUGGUGUGGAUUUAGAGGCCCUCCUCUUGGCCGCAGAAGCAACAUUUAGCUGUUUUAAAGCAAAUUUCCUGCAAUUUUGCCAUGGGGCGGAGAGAACAUUUUACAGUUUUAAAGAUAAUUUCCUAUGGCUCAUGCCAUGUUCUUACGGUAUCUGAGUGACUCAGAUAACUAUAACAAACUCAAAGCCAUGACAUUUUGGGAAUUUUAUAUUCUAGUUUUAUUUUGGUGAUUGUUAGUCCUCAAAUAUUAUCUAAGUCAAAAAAAAUAUUGCUCCAUUAUCUUUUCUACACACAUUAUAUCUGGUUUUAGUCAUUUAAGUUUACGCUGAAAAUAUUUUAUCAUCCCAAAAAUUAUGAUACACUACCGUUCAAAAGUUUGGGGUCACUUAGAAAUGUCCUUGUUUUUGAAAGAAAUGCAAAAAAACACUGUUCAUUAAAAUA